Molecule: messenger RNA, 246 nt
Organism: Clunio marinus
Lineage: Eukaryota; Metazoa; Arthropoda; Insecta; Diptera; Chironomidae
Source: the annotation of a GenBank genome assembly
AUGUCCAUGAGUACCGAGAUAAGAUCAUUUACUGCUUAUGCCUCGAUGGUGUGCGCUCGUUUGCUGUCGAAACUCUCUCAACCUCGAACGAGCGAAACUUUAUCACAAAUCUUAAAUCAAAAGUUGAAGGAAGAAAAAGACGUUUUGAACACCAUCGCUGUUGUUUCUUUCGUGUUAACUGAUUCAAAUAUUUAUGAGCAAUCCCUGUCUUAUAGGCUCAUUACGAGUCUCUGCCACACAUCGUAA